Messenger RNA from Neurospora tetraspora, 6276 nucleotides. RefSeq lists its product as uncharacterized. Lineage: Eukaryota; Fungi; Ascomycota; Sordariomycetes; Sordariales; Sordariaceae. Bases 452 to 5956 code for a protein of 1834 amino acids. The record is from RefSeq and is a predicted model, not a curated record. The transcript has 2 exons.
GUCUGGACAUAAUGAACAAUGACGGGAUGAGGCGUUCACGACCAUCCAAUAGACCUUUCAUUCUCAUACAUCUGCAUUCAGCUACCUUUCACCCUUACAACCGACUUCACGACGGGACUGUUUCUGGCUGGGAUUGGUGUAUUCAGGUCACACACUGAAUCUUCGCUUGUUAGGCCGCGACAUUUCCAUCCGGAUGCCUUGGACUUCUUCCUUCCGGACACUUCAAUUCGUUCAACAAUAAUUCAACAACAAUCCGCCACUUUCACUUUCCUUACCGCAUACUCUACUCACAGCACAUCGUCCUUACUACAUUGCAACUUAAUACAUACCACCACUUUUACUUCACAUACUCCCGGAAAGACGAUAUAUCAUAGACUCAUCGAUCGUAUAACGUAGUUCCUCGGCUCAUUGGUGUAAACCAGGGCGUCCCACUCAUCCAUAGUCUCAGACCAUGGACUAUUCACAGCUUCGCGCCGCUGCUUUGCAGAACGGCGAGGAUGAAGAAGCAGUCACCGUCGAUACCAGGGCCCUGAUCGACAAGGUCCUGGCCAGAUACUCUGGAGAAUGGACAACGCUCAGAGAACUCAUUCAGAACGCCGCCGAUGCCCAGGCAACCACGGUCAAGAUCAAAUGGGAGACCAUACCCUCCGUCACUGUUCCGGCCCCGAACACCACGGACCCCUCCGAGCUUCUCAAGCACACCCUCACCCAUCACACCCUCCGUCGCCUAUUAGUGCAGAAUGAUGGCCAGCCGUUUGCCAACACAGAUUGGGCACGCUUGAAGAGGAUAGCCGAGGGCAACCCGGAUGAGACCAAGAUUGGUGCUUUUGGUGUUGGCUUUUACAGCGUCUUUGCUGAUUGCGAGGAGCCAUUCAUCAGCUCAGGGAAGGAAGCCAUGGCGUUCUACUGGAAGGGAAACGCCCUGUUCACCAGAAAGCUACAACUUCCGGUUGAACAGCAUAGUCGCGAGACCGCCUUUGUUCUCGAUUACCGGAACACAACAACGCCUCUGCCUAACUUGCUGUCCGUCAGUCAGUUCCUUGGAACCAGUUUGACCUUCGUUUCCCUGCAGAAGAUCGAGUUCUGGAUCGACGAUUGGAGAGUUCUCGCCCUACAGAAGAAGUCAUCACCUAGCGCUCAGAUUUCUAUUCCACGAGACCUCGAAACUAAGACCAAGAAUGGCCUCAUGAAGCUCACAGCAGCUGAACAAACCAGCACUCAGAUAGAUGCCAGCUUUAUGAGUGUGCUAGGCUGGAAGCCUACGCCCGCGUCAUCGUCAAACAAGUCGACCGAAUCUGCAUACACACCAGAGCCUUCUGGUCUGAAGGGAUUCUUUUCCAGGUUUACUUCGUCCGCCGCUCAGACGGCACAGCGCACAAAGGCGGCAAAGGAAGAGAAGGAAAUUCAGGAAGCAAUAGCCGAGGAUCUCACUGCUGUUUCCACCUCGACCAUUUUCCUCCGCAUCACUGCGGCCCAAAUAGCCACCAGCGUUUCUCCUUCAUUUGCAGCUGAACUGGAGCGUGCAACAAAGAAGCCUCCACCGAAAACCACUCGGAUUGCCCUUCUAACUUCCUCGUACGAUGAGACUGUUGCCUCAGAGGAGUCUGUUGCUUCUAACAAGGCUGCCAAGGCCAUCGAUGUCUUCUCCUCCGUGUUGCCUAGCAAGAAGCCUGGUGGACGCGUCUUCAUCGGCUUCCCCACCACCCAGACCACUGGUGCCGGCAUGCACAUUUCUGCGCCCUCAGUCAUCCCGACCGUGGAGCGCGAAGCCAUCGACUUGAAUGCUCGCUGGGUACGAACAUGGAACAUCGAAAUGCUUCGUGUGGCAGGCAUUAUUGCACGACUCGCCUUUGUCAAUGACAUGUCGGACCUAAACGAGAAGCUGAAGAGGAUAUCCAGUUCCAGCAACAGCAAAAAGGGGUCAGGAUAUGCUCCUGAGCAUGUCCAGAAAUUCGUGGCAGAGGCUCUCCAUAUCCUCAAGACUUACUCGUUCGAAGACUCUACUCCAAGCGCCCAGGUAGCGAAGAUCAUCGAGGAAGCCUUCUGGACCUCUUACCGGAAGGCCUCUAUCGAGGUUUAUUCUUCUCAGGGUGUCUUGCAGACGAAUCAGGUCCGACUGUUUUCUGAGGAUUACGCAAAGUUCCUGAGCGGAAUCCCCAUCAUACUGAAGGACAUGCAAGCCGCCCCGUUCAUUCAGAAACUUAUAGAUUAUGGGUUGCUCGAACAAAUCACUGUCGAAGAUGUUGUCAAGGAACUGGGCUCGAAGGCCAUGGACAAGCAGCAACUCCACCAUUUCGUGGUGUGGUUAGCCAAGACUGCCGCUUCGGGUGAACUCAAAUCCCACCAUAUCCAGCAUGUUCUCGAUGUUGCUGUGGCUACAAUUUCUGACGACGGGAAUGGCGGUGAAAUCAUUGCCUUGGGCUCCAUCAAGAACUAUCUCAACAACAGGAUACCAGCGACACUACCUAUUCCCCCAACCACUAUACCUGUCGCCUUUACAGCCGAUAUUCCUGAAGUCCAGCUACAGUCGAUUGGCUGGGAGCCUCUAGGUAUCGUCCCUUGGCUCAGGUUCUUGAUCGCAUAUGCAUCUAGCAAGAAUGAGGAGCAAGAUCUUACAAAGUCAAGCAAGUUCUCUGUACAAGUCCUUUCGGUUCUCUCAAAGAACUGGGAUAACUUGAGUCCUAGCGAUAAGUCAUCCGUGGUGUCAGCCUUGGAACACCUGACCGUCAUACCCACAAAGCUGGGCAUGCGCAAGCCCAAGGAGUCUUUCUUUUCUAGUGUCAAGCUUUUCCACGAUCUUCCGACCAUCGAGGGCUGUGACAGACUCAAAGAGAAGUUCUUGGUGGCUUUGGGAGUUCGUAAGACUCUUGACUUGGAAACCAUCUUCACCAGGCUUUUGAAUCCCGCACCUGCCGCUGAGGGAGAAGCCGGGGCCAAGAAAUGGAGUCAUGUCGAGCUUAUCAAGUACCUUGCUUCGGUGAAGAACGAUAUCCCGGCUGAGGAUAUGAAGAGGCUAAAGCAGUCCAAACUCUGUCCUGCCGAAGACGGUACCUCGUCCGGGGGACCAGAGUCUAGAAAGGGUACUGAGAAACUCUAUAAACUGUCUGAGCUCUACGAGCCCAAGGAUUCUCUGCGGCUUUUGCAACUUCCGACUCUCCAUUGGCCAGGCAUCUGGAAGGCGAACAGCCCUGAGGGCGCCUUUCUUUUCUCGCUCGGGUUGCGCCCUUAUCCGGCGGUCCCUGAGCUGAUCGACAUGAUGACUUCGCCUAAUGCGGACACUCGGAAGAAUUCCAUGGCGUACUUCAUCAAUAACUAUCAGCUCAAUCAGUACGGAACUUACAACCUGUCUAGGAUCGACAACGCCAUCUUGCCGCUCCAAGGGAACGAGAAGAAGCUUGUCCGUCCUUCCCAUUGCUUCACGAAUCCAGAUGCAGCAAUUCUUGGAUACGACAUCCUGCGUAGAGACCUUCAUGAUCAUGCCAGCAAGUUCGGCGUCGCGCGGGAUCCAAGUAUCUUGGAGUGCGUUGGCAGACUGAUCGCUAGUCCACCCAAGGAUCACCAGGAAGCCGUCAGGGUAUUCAGCUAUUUUACAACCCGUAUUGCGGAACUGGGAUUAUCUCACGUUACCAAACUUCGGAGUUCCGCCAUCAUUCCCGUAACACGACGGAAAGUGUCCAGCGAGAAGGGUGAAACCAAGGUGGUCUACAUCAUUCCUCCGAACUGCUACCUUGGAACAUCCUCUACCUACGGCGAGAUCUUCGACUUCGUUGACUUUGGUCCCAACGCUAACGUCUUUCUUUUCAAAUGCGGUGCGAAGGAAGAACCAACCAAGCCGGAGAUUGCCCUUAUGGCAUGUAGCGAACCGGCGAGACUAUUGAGCACCUUACAGAGCUCAGAUAAAUAUCUUAAUCUCCUCCGGUCUCUGGCGGAUGAGUUGGACACUCUCAAGAAAGACAAGGAGUUGUUCAAGAAGAUGACCACAUCUGCAUGGCUUCUCGGUUCUCGCGACAUCUCAAGCACCAAGGAUGAGUCUGACUCGGGCGAUUAUGAUGCGCCUAUCAAACAGUAUCAGCUCGCCUCACCUCAGCAGAUUACAAUCUUGGACGACAUUAUCUGCUAUCGUCUUUUCAAGGACUCCUUGCUUUUUGCACCUGAGGACGAUUCUCUCGAGGCCUUUUACGCCGCACUGGGGUCCGAGGCGAUCAGCAGCAAAGUCUCUAUGGAGCACAGAAUCGGCCCUGCCGCUGAGAAGCAGGAUAUUGCGGCCACCAUGCGCAAGCUUGUCAUUGAGCGCUCCAAGAUCUUCUUGUUUGAGUACUCCAAGUACAAGAAGUCUUCCAUCAAGCAUGAUGCCAGGUGGUUGGAGAAGAACUUGCAGGUGAAAGCUGUCACCUCCUUGGCUCUUAGGCGAUCACUCAAGGGUUACAACCAGCAACAUACCGAAAAGCGUUCUGCGGCCGCUGUGUAUAGGGACGGCAACUGGAUUCUUUACAUUUCGACACACAGCCGUAGUCCAGACUUGUACCAGGUUGGCCAGGCUAUCUGCACGAUGCUGCUGAGCCGCCAUGGUCAGCAAGCUUACUUCUUCAUCGAGCCAUUCCUCAAGCUGGAUCUUCUGGAGCUCCGAGCGCGCGGCUACAAUGUUGACCGCAUUCUUAGAGCGAAGGCUGCAGAGGCCCGGAUUGCUGAGGAAGAGAGACGGAAGGCGCUUGAGGCGGAAGAGCAGAGAAUCCGUGAACGCGAGAAGGACUGGGCACAGCAACAGGUAGCUACCGCCGACAACACCGUUGCCAGGGCCCCUCAAACCCCUCGGCAGCCCGACCAUCCUCGUAUGCCGGGAGGUUUCGAUGAUUCUUCCGACCUUGACACAGCCCCUCAACCCAUCAAGAAGUUCGGAGACUUCUUUAGCGGCAUCAAGAAGUCACUGGGCCUCGAGGCUGAUAACGACGCGAACAGGCCACCCACCCAGCAACCCGGUACUCGCGCACCUGAGCAAUUGGGACCUGGUAGCGGCGGCAGUGGUAGCGGCAGCGGUGGUGGUGGUGGUGGUGGUGGUGGUGGUGGUGCUGAUGGCGACAACAACGACGGACGAGUGACCUCGCCCGCGGUGGUGCAGCAGAACUUGCUCAGCGCCAUCAAAUCCACACGCGCGCACGAUUCCUCCGGUGUCUUCGCUCCUCCUACUCAGACGGAGAUCACCGAACAGUCCACUUACUGCGACUCAACGCCUGCUACCAACAUGAACUUUGUCGCAGAAGCGCCCGGUGGCAUGCGCGUCUUCCUCGCCAAGGAUGUUUCCGUCAACCCGGGCCAGUUCCUCAGCUCCAACAUUGCCGGCAUCAGCAAGUUCGAGACGCUCCUCAAGGACGUGGCGAAUGUGUACAACCUACCCGCUCACUCACUCCAUAUUUACUACGAUGAGCAAGGUCCAACAAUUGCGUUCAACAAGAGCGGCAGUAUCUUCUGCAACUACCGCUUCUUCUCCCAGCUUCAUUUGGCCAAGUUGACCGGGUUUGGGCCAAAUGAUGCUGGUGGUGGCGUGGGCAGAGCCGAGGCGACGGUUUGGUGGUGGGUCACUAUUGCGCAUGAGUUGGCGCAUAACCUUGUUAGUCCUCAUAACUCGGCGCAUAGCUAUUAUACCGAGUCCUUCAUCCAAGAGUACUUUGGCAAAAUGAUGGCCAUGACAGCCAUGUGGGCGACACAAGCUCAGUCUCAAGCAUUGCAAGCAUUGGGAUCGUCGGCUCGUAACAGCCUUCCUGCACCACCACCUCCUCCACAGCAAGGAACCGGUGUCCUGGGCAGCAUAGCUGGAAAUCCGUUCCAUACGGCGCAUUCUAGUCUCUCAUCUGUGGCUGGUCGGGGACAACAGGAGCCUCCGCCGCCUUAUGAGGAUGGGAGGAGCUUGACUGGUGGUCAGGCUCAUGGAAAUCAAGGGUAUCGUAGCCUUCUUGAUUAAGCAUCGUUUUGCUUUAUUUGGUUGGGCGUGGUGUUUUAGAAGGGAGGUUUUGUUCAUAGACAUGAUGGUGUCAGUUCGCUGACUGUGAUGGAAUGUUAGGUAAAUACGGGGAGAUGAGGGAGACUAGGUAGUCACUAGAUGCGUAGAUCUCAUCGAGUGUUGUAGAAGUGCUGUCAGUUAUACAUAUGUACAUACCUCGAGUAGACGAGGUGGAAUUGGAGUUAAGGGGAAAUAUAUAGCGUUGCUCAUUUUGAAGCACUUCCAGAUACCAGUCACUCUCACCCAAGUAUCAACCUCGAUUCUUCAACCCUAGUUGCUAG